AUGAAAGACCAACUCGCCCAAGAAAUUAAGCAAGAGUUUGCCAAAGGAAACUUUAAACCGAGCCAAUUAAAACGCUCGAAAUCUACCGGAGAUAUUCCCCUGACUCCCUCUUUGCCGAAUAUUCGCUUAAAAAAAUCGCACUCCCAACCGGAAACGCCCCAACAACUUAACCCUGAACAAGAAAUCAGCCAACUACAAAGCCAAAUUAAAUUCCAUGCCCAAACUAGCCAGAAUUACCUCCAAUCUCUCCAAGUUGCCCAAGCCAAAAUCACUGAGUUAGAAGAAGAGUUAACUGCCAACCAACAAGCCAAGAAUGAUUUAGCCCAGCAAAUCCUCGAACUACGCUUAAAAAACUUAAAAGACUUUGGCGAAUACUAUGAGGAAAAGCAAGCUUUAAAAGGCGAUAAUCAAACUGAGUCUUUUUUAAGACAAUAUUUCCCAGGUGGUUCUACUUUUUGGAUUGACCCCUCCGCUCAAGGAGAGUUAAACUUUUCUUGCUUUCCUAAUUUAGAAAGGCUAGCCAUUCUCAAAGGUAAUGAAAAAACAACCGCUUAUAAUUUGGCUGAUUGUUCCCGUUUAACUCAUUUCCAAUUCCAAAAUUUAGGUGAACUUGAUUUUAGUCAGGUUCCUAAUCUCACUAGUUUGGUGAUUAGUCGAAGUUAUUAUUUAACGACGAUUAAGGAAAUCGAGCAAUUAAAAGCCCAGUUAGCCGAGCAUGAGCAGCAAGAAACUACCAGUGACCCCAAUGAAAGCUUAAACAGCAAAAUCCAACGUAAAAAAGCCCAGUUAGCUAACGUUAGAGAUAAUACCCGCCAACCUACUAAACAUUUACGGAAAGAAAUCGAACUCCUCGAAAAAAUCCAAACCUUAGAAACCCAAGUAAGCACGCUACAAACUAAAGAAACUAACUACCAAGAGCAAAUUCUCCAGAAAGAGCAAGCUAUCAAUGCGAAACAAAAAAAAACCACUCUCCAAGAGCAAAUCACCCAGUUAGCCGAACAAAAAGAUACCUUCCAAAAAAGUGCGGACUAUUUGCGUUCUACUUUAAAAGAUACUGAGCAAACCCUCACCGACACCAAAAACACCUUAGCCCAGACCCAAGAGAAUGUCCAAAAGUCCAAAGAAGCCCACCAACAAACCCAGAACCAAAAAGACGAAGAACUCACCAAAAAGCAAGAGGCUUAUGCCAAAUUAGAAGCGGCUUCGGUUCAAGGAGAUGCUUUUCAAACGCUACAAAAAGAAUUAGCCCAAGCCCAAAGCCAAGUUGCCACCUUAGAAGAACAGUUGAAUGCCAAAAAGAAAUUAACCCAAAAGCCCAGUAGCCAAGCUUUUAUUGCUCCUAAAACCAUUAUCCUGCCCAGUAGCUUGCCAAUUAAGCCUUUUAGUUUGCCUGCCACCAAGCCACCGGUGAUUAAUUGCCCUCCUGCCCGAAUUAAACCCUUGUCUCCUGUGCUUCCGAGCGAGAUUAUGGCGAAAAAAAGCCAGUUUCCAACCACUAUGCUAACCAAUCUACCUGAAAAAGAGCCUGUCUACCAUUGUCCUCGUGCCGAAUUUAUUGAAACCAACCCUGAUGAGCAAUACCGGCAAACACUGCUUGGUCUUUGUGAGGAUUGGCUAGAAAGCUUUAAUAAUCCCCAGCAAAAGAGUAAAAUAACCCAAGUAAUUAGCCUACUCCAAGCCGAAAACAAGGAUCGUUGGGAAUAUUUACAAGCCAUUUGA
Messenger RNA from Entrophospora sp. SA101, 1719 nucleotides. The record is from the annotation of a GenBank genome assembly. Lineage: Eukaryota; Fungi; Glomeromycota; Glomeromycetes; Entrophosporales; Entrophosporaceae.